Messenger RNA from Peromyscus californicus insignis, 2093 nucleotides. It is a transcript of the gene Guca1b, whose product is annotated as guanylate cyclase activator 1B. The record is from RefSeq and is a predicted model, not a curated record. Gene Ontology annotation, cellular component: cone photoreceptor outer segment; photoreceptor inner segment. Lineage: Eukaryota; Metazoa; Chordata; Mammalia; Rodentia; Cricetidae. Bases 1289 to 1894 code for a protein of 201 amino acids. The transcript is spliced from 4 exons. Gene Ontology annotation, biological process: visual perception. Gene Ontology annotation, molecular function: calcium ion binding; calcium sensitive guanylate cyclase activator activity.
UCUGGUGGGCUGGAGGGAUGGCUCAGUGGUUAAGAGCUUAUGCUGCUCUUGUAGAGACCUGAGCUCAGACUUCGACACCUGUGUUGGGUGGUUCACAACUGCCUGUAACUCCAUCUCCAGAGGAUCUGACACCCUCUUCUGGCCUCCAUAGGCACUGCACUCACGUGAACACAACACAUACACAUAUACAACACACACACACAUAUAUAUAAUUUUAAAAUAAGAAAAAUCUUUAAAAAUAAAAUAAGCCAAAGCGUUGGAGAGACGGCUCACUGGUUAAAAACACUUGUUGCUCUUGUAGAGGACCCGGAUUCAGUUCCCAGCACCCAACGUGGUGGCUCACCAUGAAUGUAACUCCACAUCUAGGGGAACCGACACCUUCUGACCUCUAUGAAACACUGCAUUCAUGUGAUACAUACGUGCAUACAUACAAACAAACACCUGCUCACACAAAAUAAAAAUAAAAUGCAGCCAAGCAUGGUAGUCUACACCUUUAACCCCAGCACUUGAGGCAGAGGCAGGUGGAUCUCUGUGAGUUCAGGGCCAUUCUGGUUUACAGAGUAAGUUCUAGGACAGCCAGAGCUACAAUGUGAGAACCUGUCUCAAAAAAUAAAUAAAAUCUAAAAGAUAGCAUAAAUAUAUAAUUUGAUUGUUUUGUUGUUGACACAGGGGUGUCUUCCUGUGUCAACAGGGCAGCCCAGAGUGGUUCUGAACUCAAGAUCCCCCUGCCUCUCGUACAAUGAAUAUGUAAUCGAUUCAAUAUGUAAUGAACACAUACUUGGUCAACAGCGUGAAUAUGUAACUGCUUCUAAAGGAGGUUCACGUGGCCUUCAAUAUAAGACACUCAAAGAUACUUUAGCCCCACACUCCCAGAUCCUGCCGGUCGUUAGUGCUUGAGAGGGAAAGAGAGAGUUCAGAGCUUGAGUGAUGACUGGAGAGAAGCAUUUGUCCUUUAAGCUGGAAAAUGAAAACUUCCAGAUUCAGGCAUGGCCUGUGAGGGAGCCACAGACACUGGAGAGACUGAGAAACCCGCUGGGCUCUUACGCUCACAGCCUCAUCGGACUUGUGGAAGGGGAGGCUGAGGAAGCUUAGCCAUAUGGAGGUCAGACACAGGGGAAUCUUCUAAUGGUCUUACACAGCUAAGCUGGCCCGGCCUGCCCCCCUUCUGGAGGUCCUUCACUACCAAUCAAGUUCAGUUUCCCCGAGACAAUGAAAGCGCUGGUAGAACCAAGGCGACGGAAGCGAGGGGCCGGAGCCUAAGGUCAGCCGAGGCCUUCGAGGAGCCGAGAUGGGGCAGCAGUUUAGCUGGGAGGAGGCGGAGGCUGCCGGGGAGAUGGACGUGGCAGAGCUGCAGGAGUGGUACAAGAAGUUUGUGGUGGAGUGUCCCAGUGGGACCCUCUUCAUGCACGAGUUUAAACGCUUCUUCAAGGUCACGGGCAAUGAGGAGGCCACCCAGUACGUGGAGGGCAUGUUCCGAGCCUUCGACAAGAACGGGGACAACACCAUUGACUUCCUGGAGUACGUGGCAGCCCUGAACCUCGUGCUGAGGGGUACCCUGGAGCACAAGCUCAAGUGGACCUUCAAGAUCUAUGACAAGGACCGGAAUGGCUGCAUCGACCGCCUAGAGCUGCUGGACAUCGUGGAGGCAAUUUACAAGCUGAAGAAAGCCUGCCGGGUGGAGCUGGACCUGGAGCAGCAGGGCCAACUGCUCACACCUGAGGAGGUCGUGGACAGGAUCUUCCUCCUGGUGGACGAGAAUGGAGAUGGCCAGCUGUCUCUGACAGAGUUCGUUGAAGGUGCCCGGCGUGACAAGUGGGUAAUGAAGAUGCUCCAGAUGGAUGUCAACCCUGGCGGCUGGAUCACUCAGCAAAGGCGGAGGAGUGCCAUGUUCUGAGGGCCUGGGGACCCCACGGGAGCCCACACUCCCCUCAGCCUCCAGGGUGCUCCAGGCUUUCAAAGUAGCAGGAGGCCCCUGGCCUGGUUGGCUCAGGCCAACUCUUGCUUGGUGUGGACUUCCUGAUCCUCUGGGUGUGGGAGAACAAGGGAUGAGCAGCGGCUGCCGGGUCUGCAGAAGCCCACUGGGGUUCGGUCCG